AUGCUUGUCGUAGGGACUGGAGAAAGUAUAGGGUACAAUCAUGUGGAACGAUUAUCAGAUAAAUAAUAGAUGAAAUUCAUUGCAUGACAAUAAUUAAUAAGACAUAAUCGAAAAUUAACAAAAUUCUUCUUAUAGGAAUAACAUUAACUAACAUAAAUAGGAUUUUUUCCAAUCGCAGGUUGGAGGUGUUCAGAACAUUGCUUUAUCUUACAACGAAAAGGGUCAAUUUAAGGGUAUUGCUACUAUAAUUUUCAAAUCUAGUAAGUCUGCUAGUAAGGCUGUUGAAAAGUAUAAUGGUGCUCCAAUUGAUGGUGGAUCUUCUAAAUUGAAAUUAGAAUUAAUUGUUGAUCCUACUAAGAAGCCAUUAACCUCAAGAAUUGCCCCUAACAAGGUUACUGGUCCUAAGGCCGCUGGCCCUAAGGUUGCCAACCCUAAGCUUGCUGCGGCCAAAGCUGCUGCUAAGGCUAACUUGAAGAGUAAGAAGGAUAAGCCUGCUCAAGCAAAGAAGCCAGCUAAGAGAUCUAAGAAGACUGUUGAACAAUUAGAUCAAGAAAUGGCCGAUUAUUUCGAUAACUGA
Molecule: messenger RNA, 577 nt
Organism: Debaryomyces tyrocola
Lineage: Eukaryota; Fungi; Ascomycota; Pichiomycetes; Serinales; Debaryomycetaceae
Source: the annotation of a GenBank genome assembly